GUGUUGCAACUUCUCUCUCCAGGGGACAUCGUGGUGCAAGGAGACCAGCACGGGGCAAGUUUUCAGUGCCUCUAAGAAGUGCUAUCGAUGCUUGUUAUCUUUCAAAAUACUUCUUUUUCCUCUACCCUUCAGGAGAUUAUCACAUUCUGCAGUUCAGUCCCUGAGGGCUUUGUGGAUUUAUCUUCCUCCUCUAAGAAAAGCAGCAGUGAUUCCUGCAUUUCGGAAGAAGACCUCAGGAUCCAGACGGGGAGAUUCUCAGCAAGGCUCACCUGGAGAGAUGGGGAGUGAGUGCAAGAGAAUUAUUCUGCUGAAAGGACUGGAGCUCAUCAAUGACUACCAGUUCAGCAUAGUUAAGUCCCUACUGGCCCAUGAUUUGGGACUGACGACAAAAAUGCAAGAAGAAUAUAAUAAGAUCAACAUUGCUGACCUCAUGGAAAAGAAGUUCCGGGGGCCUCUCUGUGUGGACAAGCUAAUAAAUCUGCUCAAGGACAUAGAAGGACUUGGAGACGUUGUUAAAACUCUUCGAAACGAGAAGAGAAAAGUUAUGAGGCAAAGCAGAGCAGGAGCCAAAGCGCCUGUGAAGAAGAGAAAGCAGGAUGCAUCCGGUACUGAUGAGUCCAUCUCUAGCAGGAAUGAAGCUUCGGGAUCCGUCCAUGACAAACCCCUGUCCAAGAAAAAGAAAAAGGAAACCACACAAAAUGAUGAAUCUAAGAGGACCCAGCCAACCCAGGAACAGAGUCAGCUUCUAGAACCUUCUGUAACCAGUACACAGUCAACUUGGAGCUACCCUCAGACUCCUCAGAUGCCUCCACCAACUCCGGGCAGCAGUUCCUCAACCAAGAAGAAGAAAAUCAAAACCACACAGAAUGAUGAAUCCAAGAGGAUGCAGCCACCCCAGGGACAGAGUCAGCUUCCAGGACCUUCUGUAACCAUUACACAGUCACCUUGGAGCUACCCUCAGACUCCUCCGAUGCCUCCACCAACCCCGGGCAGCCGUUCCUCAACCAAGAAGAAGAAAAUCAAAACCACACAGAAUGAUGAAUCCAAGAGGAUGCAGCCACCCCAGGGACAGAGUCAGCUUCCAGGACCUUCUGUAACCAUUACACAGUCACCUUGGAGCUACCCUCAGACUCCUCCGAUGCCUCCACCAACCCCGGGCAGCCGUUCCUCAACCAAGAAGAAGAAAAUCAAAACCACACAGAAUGAUGAAUCCAAGAGGAUGCAGCCACCCCAGGGACAGAGUCAGCUUCCAGGACCUUCUGUAACCAUUACACAGUCACCUUGGAGCUACCCUCAGACUCCUCCGAUGCCUCCACCAACCCCGGGCAGCCGUUCCUCAACCAAGAAGAAGAAAAUCAAAACCACACAGAAUGAUGAAUCCAAGAGGAUGCAGCCACCCCAGGGACAGAGUCAGCUUCCAGGACCUUCUGUAACCAUUACACAGUCACCUUGGAGCUACCCUCAGACUCCUCCGAUGCCUCCACCAACCCCGGGCAGCCGUUCCUCAACCAAGAAGAAGAAAAUCAAAACCACACAGAAUGAUGAAUCCAAGAGGAUGCAGCCACCCCAGGGACAGAGUCAGCUUCCGGGACCUUCUGUAACCAUUACACAGUCACCGUGGAACUACCCUCAGACUCCUCCGAUGCCUCCACCAACCCCGGGCAGCAGUUCCUCAACCAAGAAGAAGAAAAUCAAAACCACACAGAAUGAUGAAUCCAAGAGGAUGCAGCCACCCCAGGGACAGAGUCAGCUUCCAGGACCUUCUGUAACCAUUACACAGUCACCUUGGAGCUACCCUCAGACUCCUCCGAUGCCUCCACCAACCCCGGGCAGCCGUUCCUCAACCAAGAAAGUGAAAAUGGAAACCAUACAGAAUGAUGAAUCCAAGACGAUGCAGCCACCCCAGGGACAGAGUCAGCUUCCAGGACCUUCUGUAACCACUACACAGUCACCUUGGAGCUACCCUCAGACUCCUCCAAUGCCUCCACCAACCCCGGGCAGCAGUUCCUCAACCAAGAAACAACCACAAAAAGAACAAAAACCUAUUUUUCUACAGAGAAGAGAUGAUAUAACCACCAAAACUGAUUUCACCAUAAGGAUGCAGCUAUCCCAGGAACAGGGUCAGCUUCUAGAACCUUCAGCAGCAACCAGCACAUGCCCAAAUGCAAGUCUUCCCUGCAUUCCACAGACGCUGCCAAACACCCCGUCCAGCAGUUCCUUAAUCAAGAAACCAAGAUUGAAGGUUGUACCUAGAGCACCUUCCAUAGAAGAGGGUUUCCAGAAGGGCCCCAAGGAAGUGAUGGUGCUGAGAGCAACAGAACCAUUUGCAUAUGAUCUCAUGGAAGCAGAGAGAAAGAUGUUCCAUGCCACUGUGGCUACUGAGAGCCAAUUCUUCCAAGUGAAGGUUUUUCAUGUCAACCUGAAGGAGAAGUUCAUCCCAAAGAAAGUCAUUGCCAUAUCAGAUUAUUAUGGUCGCAACGGGUUCCUGGAGGUGUAUAAUGCUGCUUGUGUGUCGGAUGUCAAUGCUGACCGAAAGAUGGAAAUCUCAAGCAGACUGAUCCAAAAUGCAAAUGCAACUCCUAAAAUCAACAGUCUUUACUCACAAGAGCCAGGAACAUUUGUGAGUGGGAUAUAUCAGGUGCAUAAGAAAAAUGUGUUGAAUGAACACAUCAUUUGGUAUGAAAUACAAGAUGAGACAGGGAAGAUGGAGGUCUUGGUCUAUGGACGACUGACCAAAGUCAACUGUGAGGAAGGCGAUAAACUCAAACUCAUCUGCUUUGAACUAAGUGCGGAACCAAGACAGCUGAGAUCUGUAAUUCACAGUUUCAUCAAGGUCAUCAAGUCCAGGAAAACCAAGAAACCACUAAUCAAUCCUGAUUCACAAAUGGAAACCUCGCUAUAAUAUCCUUCUAAAAACCUGGAUUCCAUUAACAAUGAUGUCUACAGAGAUGAAAUCUAAGUAUAGAAAAAAAAUACAUAUAUAUAUGAGAGAAAUUCAGUGAUAAAUAUACCAGCUAUUAAUGCUGGGGAAUAGAGUGGUGAUGGGUAUUUUUAUUUUAUUUUUUAUACUUUUCUAUGCCAUCCUAAUGCCAUAUUUUGCAUUUAUAAUUUUUAUAAUUUGUAAAAAUAAUAAACUUUUUUUGCUAAAGGAGU
Molecule: messenger RNA, 3153 nt
Organism: Ailuropoda melanoleuca (giant panda)
Lineage: Eukaryota; Metazoa; Chordata; Mammalia; Carnivora; Ursidae
Product: myeloid cell nuclear differentiation antigen-like protein
Exons: 15
Coding region: 278-2902 (874 amino acids)
Biological process (GO): activation of innate immune response; cellular response to interferon-beta
Cellular component (GO): nucleoplasm; cytosol
Molecular function (GO): double-stranded DNA binding
Source: RefSeq, a predicted model, not a curated record